This is a messenger RNA of Punica granatum (pomegranate), 1605 nucleotides long. The record is from RefSeq and is a predicted model, not a curated record. NCBI's taxonomy places the organism in Eukaryota, Viridiplantae, Streptophyta, Magnoliopsida, Myrtales, Lythraceae.
UAUACAUCCUUUCCUCUGCGUCCCUCCCAAAGUCCCGCCCAGCUUCUUUCUCGCAGUCCACCUUCUAUCCACCCAAACAGAGUCAGACGGCAUGAAGCUCCGGCCAUGGCUCACCGCCACCUGUUCGUCCGCCGACUGCACUGCCGCUGUCGACUCCACCGUCCCCUUUACUCCCCCAUCCUCUUCCAACCAAAGAACCUCCUCCGAUACGGCCAGCACCUCCACCUCGAUGUCAUCCUCGCCCGGGACCACCACCACCGCAAGCAGCAGCAGCAUCCAGUCCAGCCUGUCCCUCCAGACCCUGCCAUCCGUCCCUUCCCUCCAGAGCCUCACCCUAUCUCCCGAGUCCCUCCAGCUCUCCGUAUCGCAUUGCUCCCUCACCUCCCUCCACCUUCGCGGGCCCCACCCGAUUACCUGCCUCGCCACUGACGGUCAUCUCCUCUACGCCGCCUCCUCCCACAUCGUCGAUGUCUACGAUGCAGUCACUCUCGCCCACCUUGAGUCGUUCAACGCUGGCGGCCCUUCCUCCGGCUCGGUCAAGUCGGUCGGCUUCUCUAACGGCAAGGUAUUCACCGCCCACCAGGACUCAAAGAUCCGAGUCUGGCGACUGACGGAGAGUAAGCAGCACAGGUUGGUCACCGCUCUUCCCACCGUCAACGACCGGGUUCGCCGCUGCAUCCUCCCUAAGAACUACAUCACCGUGCGCCGCCAUAAGAAGCUGCUGUGGAUCGAGCACGCUGAUGCAGUAACUGGCCUCGCGGUCCAUGAAGGCCUGGUCUACUCAAUUUCCUGGGAUAAGUCCCUCAAGAUAUGGAGUGGGCCGAACCUACGCUGCGUGGAGUCUGUCAGGGCGCACCAUGAUGCCGUCAACGCAGUUGCUGUCGCCGGUGACGGGACUGUCUACACCGGAUCGGCCGACCGGAAUAUCCGGGUGUGGGCCAAGCCGCCAGGGGAGAAGCAGCACGGGCUGGUGGCAACUCUGGAGAAGCACAGGUCAGCGGUUAAUGCCCUUGCCCUCAGCUCGGAUGGUUCGGUUCUGUUCUCCGGCUCGUGCGACCGGUCCAUACUGGUCUGGGAGAGAGAGGACAGCGCCAAUCACAUGGUUGUUACUGGAGCCCUGAGGGGCCACGAUAAGGCCAUCCUGUGCCUCAUCAACGUCUCUGAUUUGCUGCUCAGCGGGUCGGCUGAUCGGACGGUCAGGAUCUGGCGGCGGGGCGCUGAUGGGAGGUUCUGCUGCCUGGCCAUUCUAGAGGGUCACCGGAAGCCGGUGAAGUCGCUAGUGGCAGUUUCCGAUGGGAAAGGGCCCAUUCAUGUGUUCGGUGGAAGCCUUGAUGGAGAGAUCAAGGUGUGGCAGGUCUCAAGUUCGAAUCUCGGCAGCCCAUCGAAGUGGGAUUGUAUUUAGAAUAUCGAAAUCAUCAAAUUAUAAAGUACAAACGAGAAAAUUAAAUGGUUGGAUAAAUUUAUUUGGGUGAUUAUAUGACGAUGAUUUUAGGCACCUUUGCCUUUUUCUUUUUGUUUAUUUAUUUAUAUGUAUUUAAUUAAAAUUUAUUGAUACUUGCAGUCUAGUGGUAAUUUAAUAGAGUGAGUGCGAAUAUAUUUAUAAUU